This is a messenger RNA of Castor canadensis (American beaver), 1143 nucleotides long. NCBI's taxonomy places the organism in Eukaryota, Metazoa, Chordata, Mammalia, Rodentia, Castoridae. The record is from RefSeq and is a predicted model, not a curated record.
AUGAAUGGGAACCAUAAACAAACUAGUAUCAACAAGGAAAUCAAAUACCGGCAGACUAGCCGCAUUCCAGAAGCCACAAGAUUGGGUGCAAGCACAUUUGUCUUCCCUCCUGCAGCUUCUCCAGACAGGCUGGUACGCAGGGAGCAGCACCGGAGCUGGUGCACACUAGGCUUUGUGCGGAGCAUCGCACUCACUCCACAAGCUUGUGGUGCCCUCAGCUCUCCAAGGUGGAUCACCCUGCUCAUGAAGGUUGUGGAAGGACAUGCACCCUUCACUGCAGCCUCGCUGCAGAGGCAGAUCUUAGCUGUGCACUUACUGCAAGCAGUUCUUCCAUCAUGGGACAAGACAGAAAGGGCGAGGGACAUGAAGUGCCUUGUGGAAAAGCUGUUUGGCUUCUUGGGCAGUUUGCUCACUACGUGUUCUUCUGAUGUGCCAUUACUCAGAGAAUCCACGCUGAGGAGACGCAGAGCCCGCCCACAGGCCUCUCUCACUGCCACUCACAGUAGUACACUGGCUGAAGAGGUGGUGGCACUGCUCCGCACGCUGCAUUCCCUGACUCAGUGGAAUGGCCUUAUCAACAAGUACAUCAACUCCCAGCUCCACUCUGUCACUCAUAGCUGUGUGGGGAAGCCAUCAGAAAGGGUUCUGUUAGAGGACUACUUCCCUGACUCUGAGAACCCUGAAGUGGGGGGCCUCAUGGCAGUCCUGGCUGUGAUUGGUGGGAUCGAUGGUCGCCUACGCCUGGGGGGCCAGGUCAUGCACGAUGAAUUUGGAGAGGGCACAGUGACUCGCAUCACCCCGAAGGGCAGAAUCACUGUACAGUUCACUGAAAUGCGGACAUGCCGUGUUUGCCCAUUGAAUCAGCUGAAACCAGUAGGUGAACGUUUGCUCAGUUACUGAGUAAUAAGGUUUGAUAUUAGAGCUUGAAAGAAGGUGUACUUUAUAUUUGCCUUCUAGGAAGCCAUGUGACUAAGGCAAACCACUUCCCUUUCCUACUGUUAAGAGUCUGCCCUCCUUUUUCACAGACAGUACAUAGCAGUGUUUCACGUGUCUGUCAUCUUUUAGCCUUAAAGAUGUGAAAUGGCAUCAACAACCUGUAAGGUAGUUCAAAUUAUUUUAAAAUAUGAAUUUAUAAAGGUCAUU